Sphaeramia orbicularis (orbiculate cardinalfish) is the source of this 2329-nucleotide messenger RNA. Its product is annotated as melanoregulin. Gene Ontology annotation, cellular component: melanosome. NCBI's taxonomy places the organism in Eukaryota, Metazoa, Chordata, Actinopteri, Kurtiformes, Apogonidae. Gene Ontology annotation, biological process: melanosome transport. The coding region runs from base 958 to 1674 and encodes 238 amino acids. The transcript is spliced from 5 exons. The record is from RefSeq and is a predicted model, not a curated record.
UGGGUCACUGGCAAUCUAUAAACGCAAUCUGGUAUGAAUUCAGCCAAUAGUUUUGCUGCUAGAGUGUUAACAAAGAAACCAACCAAACCAAAAACAAUACCCCUUGCCUGCCCUUUUGGGGGCGGGGUUAUAAAACAGUAUUACACCGUGUGACAUGAGCCUAUGUCACAUGUGUGACUGUCUUUCAUUGCAGAGAGGCCUCAGCUGAAAUCACAAGGUUUGAACUAACUUUGAGGAAACCAGCCCCUUCCUCAUCAUCAUUAUAAUCCCAUAGCAUCAAAAAAUUCUCAAUGCUUUCCUGUUCGUAUUAAAAUAUCAUGUUAAAUCCUGACCGUCAACUACUUCUACACAGAUUCAUGGUUAUUCAGCUAUAUGUAAUGGAAUUAAAUAAUCCUAAAAUCAAUGCAGCCAUGGUAGAUUGGAUCCAGAGUGCGUAAUUAGAGCCGGUGUUGAAGAAAUGUGUUGUCCUCAGGGCAAAACACAACACUGAGGACAAGAGAUGGAGCAGCUCACAUGAUUGUGCUGUGACUGUCUUCUGAGGCUAUGGGUGGAUGAAUAUGUGUGUUUUUGAACCAGUGAGAGAUCCUGCAUCUCACUGUUCCCAUUGUCCUCUGCAUAAGGCUGAGGAGAAGCACCCGUCCCAGGAGGUUUAGAGGACGAAAACUUCUGCUUGUGGAGCUUCAGCGAGUUACAGGAAAAUGGGAAGCUGAAAUGAGGUAUGGUUGGGGAUCGUUCAGUCGCUUUCUGCUGAUGACUUAGACACUAAGAGGACCAAAAAUAGUAUUAUCUCAAAACAUUCCCAGGCUGUGAAUGAGAUCUGUGGAGGCCGGACUCAGCCCUGUUUCCUGAAGAUCUAAAGACGCUCUUCUGCACUUCGAAGACCUCAAACUCAGCAUCUCCCUGGAUUACUUUUUCACACCGUGACCUCCCACCAUCUGCUGAUCCUUUUCUUAAUAGAUGGGUUCAGGUUUUAGGAAAUUCUGCCUGCAGUUCUGCUGCUGCUGCUGCGCCAGAGACGAGGACGACGAAGAUGAAAAGCAGCCUUUAGUGCCUCAAGAUCCAUUGGAGUAUUUCAACCGUGAAGUGCAGAAGCGUCGGGAUGAGGAGACCAACCUGUGGAGUACUCCAGGAGACCCCAGCCACUCAGAAAGAGAUGACGACCGGACCCUCUAUACCCUUAUCCAGGCCAGAAAUAAGACCCGCAUGGGAUCCACGGGCUAUCGCCGUCUGAGUGUCGACAUCGAAGCCAUGAGAGAUACACGUCGAGAAGUCAGAGACAAAUGGAAGACCAUCUUGGAGAACUUAGGUUUCAUGGCCGAGGCCGACUCGUUGCUGACAGUAUCAGCCGGUGCGUCACAUGACCGCAUGCGUAACGCUCCAGCAGCACGCGCCAUGCUGACAGCCCUCCACUCCGAGACAUCCAUCUUCAACAGCAAAGAGCCGCCACCGGAAAGAUACCUGUUCAUCCUGGAUCGUCUCAUUUAUCUAGAUAUAGCUGAGGAUUUUAUGGCAAAGGCCAGACGCUUCUACCCUCCGAGGGACGACUCUGAUGAGGAGAUGUCGCCCCUGGGCAUCAACCUGCCACUGCUUCUGGCCCGGGUAGAGGCCAUGAACGGAGGGGGCGAUGAGGACGACGACAGCGACGCCUCCGGAAACUUGAGUGACAGGUCCUAAGGUCGACCGGUUGCAGUGAUGGCAGAUGCGAGGCAGGGGGCAGUAGUCCUCAACCUUGAAGACUUGGAUGUCAGGAGCGUGUACCUUCAAGUCUCACCUUCAAGUUCUGCUGCUGUUUGUUGGAAGUUUUAGGCUGAACAUUUUCUCCUUUCUCCCCCUCAAAUGCACAGCUUCAAUUUUAUUGUCCUCUACUGGUCAAACUUCAAAAGGGCUUCGCUGAUUUUCAGUCCCAAAAGUGUGGAUCUGUGUCUUCUUUUUUUUUAGUUUUAUCAACUUCUUGGCCUGUUUAUUGUUGAGCUGUUUAUGAACCUUCAGGGUAGCGCUGUUCCUUUAACCGGAGCCUCUUUAUUUUCGUCCUAUGAUUAUCAGCACUCACUUCAUUCAAUCACAUGAUCGGUAAUAACACUGAAUAAAUAGCCCAGAUUUUUCUUAAAGUUUCACAAGAAUGCGUGUUUGUUUGUGUGUUUCAUGCUUUUAACUCUUUACAGUCUGCAUUUGGCUUCAGAAGAUGGGAAAGGAAACGGAAAUGCAGUGGUGUUAGGACGGCGUGUUGAAUGUUUAAAGGGUUGUUUAAAGGUUUCUGAACUCAUGUGGGCUGUUUGUGGAUGUGUUCUGGUGUCUGGUUCAUGAUGAAAUAAAGUUGCAGCCUAAAGCC